This is a messenger RNA of Saccoglossus kowalevskii, 1805 nucleotides long. Its product is annotated as acyl-CoA-binding domain-containing protein 5-like. Gene Ontology annotation, cellular component: cytoplasm. Gene Ontology annotation, molecular function: fatty-acyl-CoA binding. Gene Ontology annotation, biological process: fatty acid metabolic process; pexophagy. NCBI's taxonomy places the organism in Eukaryota, Metazoa, Hemichordata, Enteropneusta, Harrimaniidae. The record is from RefSeq and is a predicted model, not a curated record.
GGAAAUAAAGGUCAACUUGCAAAAUGGCGACGGUAAACUACGAGUCGCAGUUUCACGCAGCGGUGAGCGUGAUCAAGAGCCUACCGAAAAAUGGGCCGUUCCAGCCGUCGUACGAGAUGAUGAAGAAGUUCUAUGGUCUUUACAAACAAGCCACAGAAGGGCAGUGUACAAAGCCUAAACCAGCAUUCUGGGAUAUUAUAGGACGACAGAAGUGGGAUGCUUGGUCCAACCUGGGAGAUAUGUCAAAACAAGAGGCAAUGUCCUGCUAUGUAAAUGAGCUAAAAAAGACUUUGAAAAAGUACAAUGAUCCUGACAAAAUAAACAAGAUGUUAGAAAAAUUUCCAGAAUCUGGAAAAAUGAUGGAGAUGAUGCAUGUUUAUCAGUCUGAUCCACGGCCAGAAAAAAUCAAAGAGAUUGUUGAGGCUAUGCCACACACGCCGGAAGUCGCCUUAUUCGUGAAAAACCUGGGACCCUUUUUUGAGGCCAUUACAGACAAUGGCCCAAUGGAAUUGAAUGCAAAUGAAAAGCCAUUACUUCCUAACGGCAAUGCGACGAUAGGAAACAGCGAAAGUUCAGAAAAUGAGACGCAUCCAUUUGAUGUAUCCCUGUCAAUGCUGGAAACGACCGGUCAAGAAAAUGGAACUCACAAGUUUGACCUUGAAGGGACGGAGGAAGAAUCGCUAACUGAGGAGGAAGAAGACGAAGAUGAUGACGUGGAAGAAGAAGAUGAAGAGGAGGUAAGAUCUGAAGAAGAAGAGUUAGAAAAUGGCGAGAUGAAAGAAGAUUCUAUGAAUGAUGGGAGAGAUGAUGGGAGAGAUGGGGGGAAUAGUGGAAUUGAUGAGAAUGGUGGUGAAGAGGUUGCGUUAAAUGAAGAUUUACAUAUUGUUGACAACAAAGCAUACGUGAUGGAGGUCAAACCCAUAGAUAAAUCAGCUGUGUCAGUUAAAAAAGAGAAAAAAGACUCUGAGAGUGACGAAGAUGGUUUUGUCCGUGUAAAUGGUGAAUACAUGAAUGGGGGUUCGUCACCAAAACUGACUGUAGCCGAACCCACGUUCCCGCAUGCACUCACAAGUGAUACAGACAGUGGCGAUGAGAUAUUCUGUGAUUCAGUGGAGAAACAAUACAUCGAAGAUGAGGAGAUACCUAAACUUAUACCGUCUCCAGACAUGCACGAUGUGGUUACUUCAACACCAAAUAAAUCUAGUUUUACCGUACAGGCAGAAGUCUAUGACAAGCCGUCUGUCAGGUUUAGAAAGCCGGAGAUUUCUCACAUCAUGGAUGGUAGAGACUCUGUGGUUAGACAUGGAGGAGGGGGAGGCGGUGGCGGUGAUGAGAGAGGUGGUAGUCAUGGUAACAAUGAAUCACAUAGUAGAGAAAGUCAGGGAGGGAUGAGAGGCGGACACAGAGGGUCUCCUCACAGAACACCGUUGUCGGGGAAACCAUCCAGAGGUACAGGAGCAACCGGAGGCAGUGGUGGGCGUGGAAACAGACAGAACUCACCUCCGAAGGGUGACGUUAAUGAACAAAUAGCUGUGGCCUUAGAAAGAUUACAACAAGACAUGAACAGUGUCUUAAUUAGAUUAAAUACUUUAGAAACUUUAUCACUCAGACAACAGACUGAGACUCAGCAAGGGGGAAUGUGGGCAGGAGCACGUUAUCCCACUUCUCAGGAGCAGACACCGUCGUCAUGGUGGCCGUUGAGUGGCAUGUCAGGAAAAACUGUAUUUUUCAUUAUUGUAUGGCCCUUUAUUUGCAACUGGGUCAUUAAGUAUUUAGCACGGAGGCGGCAAGGUCGUCGGCUCUAG